Molecule: messenger RNA, 723 nt
Organism: Monoraphidium neglectum
Lineage: Eukaryota; Viridiplantae; Chlorophyta; Chlorophyceae; Sphaeropleales; Selenastraceae
Exons: 1
Coding region: 1-723 (240 amino acids)
Source: RefSeq, a predicted model, not a curated record
AUGGCCUCAGCAUCGCAGCCACAACGUGUGCUGCCGCUGCUCAAAUCAGCGGCCAAGGGAUUAGUAGGUAGCAUCGCGCUCUACUUCGUCGCAGACAUGGCUAGUGACAUCUACACCUUCUGCCACGUGCGGCGCAAGGCCCUCGAGCGUGUAUCCACCACUGGGGACGUCGCCGCACUUGUGGGGGCGCCCUACAGCGCCGCCCCCUGGUACGACGGCACCCUGGGCUUCUCCCACGGCGACUCGGUCGCGCACUGCACGUUCCAGGUCGCCGGCAGCACCCGCACGACCGACGUCGUCGCGCGCGCGCGGCGGCGGCCGGGGAUGCGCAGCAACAUCCUAUACAAUGCCUUAGGGGAGGGGGCGUGGGACCUGGUCAGCUGCCGCGCCAUGUUUCCCGGGGAGGGCGGCAUAGCUGCGCCGCGGGACAUCAUGGAUCCGCAGCCGGCCGCCGCCGCGGGAAAGGCGGGCGAUUGCGUGCCGUGCGAGAAGCAGCGGCGGGAGGGGCAGCAGCAGCAAGCUGCAGCCUCGCAGGGAGGGCAGCAGCAGCAGCAGCAGCAGCAGCAGCAGCAGCAGCAGCAGCAGCAGCAGCAGGCAGCCGGGUCGUGGCGACGGUGGCUGUGGUGGGGGGCCGGCGGCGGUAGCAGCAAGGGGGGGUCUGCCGAGGUGACAGAGAGUGGCAGCGGCAGCGCGAGCGGCGGCGGUGCGAGUGUUAGAAGCUGA